This is a messenger RNA of Insectozyma verbasci, 1398 nucleotides long. The record is from the annotation of a GenBank genome assembly. Lineage: Eukaryota; Fungi; Ascomycota; Pichiomycetes; Serinales; Debaryomycetaceae.
AUGAUAACAGCAUUAUUCAUAUAUGAUACAAAAGGAGAUAUACUAAUAUCUAAAUUAUAUAAAGAUGGUAUAAGACGUAACAUAGCUGAUGUUUUUCGUAUACAAGUAAUAAAUCAAAUUUCAUCAGCUAGAUCAAAUCGAGAUCAGAAAACUCCAGUUUUAACAUUAGGUUCAACAUCAUUCAUAUAUAUUAAAUCGGGAGGUAUUUGGAUUUGUGCAGUGACUAGAUCAAAUCAAGACUGUGCAAUUAUACUUGAAUUUUUAUAUAAAUUUGAAUCAUUAUUAAAAAUUAUCCUAUUUCAAAGUAAGAAGAAAAAUAUUAAUGAACUGAUAUUAAUUGAUGAGGUUAUAAUUAAUAAUUUUACUUUGAUUUAUGAAUUAUUAGACGAAGUUUGUGAUUUCGGAUAUCCUACAAAUCUAGAUUUGAAUUAUUUGAAGAAAUAUGUCACUGGAUUAGAUAAUGCAACAACUACAGAUGAUAAAAUUUUUAAAAUUCCACCAUUGAUUAGAAAGCCAAGUAUGAAACCAUCAUUAUCAUCAAGUUCAACUUUACAAACUUCAAAUAGUUCAAUUACUUGGAGAUCUCAAGAUAUAAAAUAUCGUCGAAAUGAAGUAUUCCUCAACAUUUAUGAAAAAAUCAAUGUUAUAAUGACCUCACAAUGUGAGAUCUUAAGAAGUUAUAUUGAGGGAUCAGUACAAAUGAAGACUCAUUUAUCAGGUAUGCCAUUAUGUAGAUUUGGUUUUAAUGAAAAUACAAAAUUAUUAUCAACUGUAAAUCAUAAUCAAUAUGAAUUUCCACAAGAUUCAGUUGUUUUAUUAGAAGAUUCAAAAUUUCAUCAAUGUGUACAAUUAGCCGUGUUUGAAAAUGAAGGAAUUAUACAAUUUAUUCCACCAGAUGGUGAAUUCCAAUUAAUGACAUAUAAUUGUAAUUCAAAUAUAAAUUUACCAUAUAAAGUAUUCCCACAAAUUCAACAAAUAGGAAGAAAUAAAUUGAGUUAUAAAAUCAGAAUUAAAUCAUAUUAUCCAAGUAAAUUAGUUGGAACAAAUGUUGUAAUGAAAAUUCCAACUCCAAGAGCAAUUGUUGAUUGUAAAAUUAGUUGUUCAAAUGGGAAUAAAAAGGCAAAAAGUCAUGCUGAAGAAAAUAUGAUACAUUGGGAGUUUAAUAAAUUUUAUGGUGAUGAAGAGCAUAUACUUACUGCCCAAUUAGAAAUUGAUUCAAAUUCUGAUGUAUUGUUGUACUGGACAAAACCACCAAUUACAUUAGAUUUUACAUUGGAUAUGUUUUCAAGUUCAGGAUUAACUGUUAAAUAUCUAAGAGUUCAAGAAAAAUCAAAUUAUAAAACUGUUAAAUGGAUUAAAUAUGCUUCGCAAAGUGGCUCAUAUGAAAUUAGAUACUAA